Lynx canadensis (Canada lynx) is the source of this 2073-nucleotide messenger RNA. It is a transcript of the gene BMAL2, whose product is annotated as aryl hydrocarbon receptor nuclear translocator like 2. Gene Ontology annotation, molecular function: protein dimerization activity; DNA-binding transcription factor activity, RNA polymerase II-specific; RNA polymerase II cis-regulatory region sequence-specific DNA binding. The record is from RefSeq and is a predicted model, not a curated record. Gene Ontology annotation, biological process: regulation of transcription by RNA polymerase II. The transcript has 15 exons. The coding region runs from base 2 to 1780 and encodes 592 amino acids. Gene Ontology annotation, cellular component: aryl hydrocarbon receptor complex; cytoplasm; nucleus. NCBI's taxonomy places the organism in Eukaryota, Metazoa, Chordata, Mammalia, Carnivora, Felidae.
AAUGCUGAUAGAAAAGAACGAGUGCAUUGCUCCCAUGGUUUCCAGUCAUGUGAGCCCAUGGACAAAACCAACAGCUAUCGGAUCCCUCAGCCCACAUGUGACAGAGCUCCCAAGAAAACGAAAAGGAAGUGAUUCAGACCCAUCCCAAAAGGAAGAUGGUGAACAACACGUACAAAUGAAGUCCUUCAGAGAAGCUCAUAGUCAAACUGAAAAGCGGAGGAGAGAUAAAAUGAAUAACCUGAUUGAAGAACUGUCUGCAAUGAUCCCUCAGUGCAAUCCCGUGGCACGUAGACUGGACAAACUUACGGUUUUAAGAAUGGCUGUCCAACACGUGAGAUCUUUAAAAGGUAUGACUAACACUUAUGCAGGAGAUAAUUAUAGACCUUCAUUUAUUCAGGAUAAUGAGCUCAGACACUUAAUCCUUAAGACUGCAGAAGGCUUCCUAUUUGUGGUUGGAUGUGAAAGAGGAAAAAUUCUCUUCGUUUCAAAAUCAGUCUCCAAAACACUUAAUUAUGAUCAGGCUAGCUUGACUGGACAAAGCUUAUUUGACUUCUUACAUCCAAAAGAUGUUGCCAAAGUAAAGGAGCAACUUUCUUCUGAUAUUUCACCAAGGGAGAAGCUGAUCGAUGCCAAAACUGAUUUGCAAGUUCAUAGUAAUUUCCACAGUGGAAGGAGUCACGUGUAUUCUGGCUUGAGACGAUCCUUUUUUUGUCGGAUAAGGCGUUGUAAAAUCUCUGUCAAAGAAGAGCAUGAAUGCUUAUCCACCUCAAAGAAAAAAGAUCAUAGAAAAUUCUGUACUAUCCAUUGCACUGGUUACUUGAGAAGCUGGCCUCCAAAUAUUGUUGGAAUGGAAGAAGAAAAGGACAGUAAGAAAGACAGUAGUAAUUUUACCUGCCUUGUUGCCAUUGGAAGAUUACAUCCAUAUAUUGUACCACAGAACAGUGGAGAGAUUAAAGUGAAACCAACUGAAUUUAUAACCCGGUUUGCAAAGAAUGGGAAAUUUGUCUAUGUGGACCAAAGGGCAACAGCAAUUUUAGGAUACUUGCCUCAGGAACUUUUGGGAACUUCUUGUUAUGAAUAUUUUCAUCAGGAUGACCAUAGUAAUUUGACUGACAAGCACAAAGCAGUUCUACAGAGUAAAGAGAAAAUCUUUACAGAUUCAUACAAGUUCAGAAAGAAAGAUGGCUCUUUUGUAACUUUAAAAAGCCAGUGGUUUAGUUUCACAAAUCCUUGGACCAAAGAACUGGAAUAUAUUGUGUCUGUCAACAAUUUAGUUUUGGGACAUAGUGAGGUUAGAGAAGCAUCGUUACUUCCUUGCAGCUCUCAAUUAGCAGAAGAAUCCUCAAAACCAUCUUAUAUUAAUGUACCUGGAAUGUCUACUGGAAUAGUACUUGGCCCUGGUAGUAUUGGAACAGAUCUUGUAAAUGAAGUCCUGGACUUACAAAGGUUACAGGCUUCUUCCUCCCUUGAGGACUCAAGGCCAGCAGAUUUAAUGAAAGAUUCUCACACUAUAAACUGCAGGAAAGUAAGUACGAUGUCAAAUAAGGAGCCGAUUCCACGAAAUCCUUCUGAAAUAGGGGAGCCAGAGGCUCCAAGGCAAAACCACAGUGCUGUUCCUUCCCAUAGUCACGAGCCACUCCUUGGCCAAGGUGCCCAGCUGGAUUUUGAUGCCCUGUGUGACAAUGACGACACAGCCAUGGCUGCCUUCAUGAAUUACUUUGAAGCAGAAGGGGGCCUGGGAGACCCUGGGGACAUCAGUGAUAUCCACUGGACACUCUAGCAUUUGAUUUUCUAACUCUAAAAAUUAGGAAUGUGAUAAAGCAUUUCAUUUACAAAAAAAAACUGUACAAUCUUCUGCUCUGUAUUGAUACUGUUCUUAUCUUUUAUUCCUAUUAAUGGUCUACCAAUUUUUAUAGAUUUGCACCUUUCACAGCAGUAUGGGGGAAAUGUGAGGUUUCCCUUCACAAAGAAUGGCUCAGCAUUUCCUACAGACCCCUUGGCUCAGUGAAAUGGCUUAAAACCCACUAGUUGCUGUAUUUUUGCUAAAAUAUUUCUAACCAAGAAUAUCACAUA